GAAAGAUCUUGGCGCAAUUGGCCUUAGAGCAUGUAUGCAACCUUCACUCGACUGUAUUUUACUGAGCCGUAUUCCAACCUUUCCUCGUCCGCAACUUAAAGCUCACUCUCAUUUUGCACGUCAUUAUCGCUCGCACCCCAAAACCAUUACUAAAGAGCGGUGGAAGCGACCAGGCAGAGGUGGACAGAAUUUAUCAGAGCGUUUCCGGAGGCUUGAAAACACUCUUCGAGGGAAAGGUGCUUUCACGAGAAAAGUAGCAGAGCUAUCUCAGGUCCCAGACGUUGCACAUAGCGCGUCGCAGUAUGUUGGAUCAAGCGGACUCAAGAGGUUUGCGUUGCCUGAACAGCCCAAACCUCCUGCGGAAGAUGAAUGCUGUAUGUCAGGCUGCGCGAUAUGUGUCUAUGACCUAUACCAAGAUUCUUUGACCGCUUACGAUGAGUCCAUCAACUCUCUACGCGUGUUACUCUCCUCGUCACACAUACCCGAGUCCGAGUGGCCUCCAGAUAUCCGUAAGUCUUCACAAGGGAUUACGGCUGAGAAACGAAAGGAUGUUGUUUUGAGUGCAUUCGAGGAAAUGGAACGAGCAUUGAAAGAGAAGCAAGAGCGCCGCGUGAAAGAUGAAGCUGGGGGUUAGUUUGGCUUUGGUUAUUGGCUGGUGCCUUGUGCUGAUUAGAGAAUGGUAGCGAUUCACCAUUUACGAUGGAUUACAAUGGGUGUUGUUCAGUAAUCGGUGAUAAACUAGAAAUUUAAACGGACCCCGCACCAAGUCACAAACUAAUGACUUGUGGCUUGUUUAUUCCAACCUAUUCCAUGAUUUCUCGACGUAAACCAACGCACAAGAGUCUAAGGGACUAUAUCGUUCUUAGGUAUUCGAUAGUGUAGCAUAAGCAUAAGUUAUCGUGGAUAUGUCAAGUUGUUU
Messenger RNA from Serpula lacrymans var. lacrymans S7.9, 919 nucleotides. RefSeq lists its product as uncharacterized. Gene Ontology annotation, cellular component: mitochondrion. NCBI's taxonomy places the organism in Eukaryota, Fungi, Basidiomycota, Agaricomycetes, Boletales, Serpulaceae. The coding region runs from base 35 to 634 and encodes 199 amino acids. The transcript has 4 exons. The record is from RefSeq and is a predicted model, not a curated record.